Tinamus guttatus (white-throated tinamou) is the source of this 777-nucleotide messenger RNA. The record is from RefSeq and is a predicted model, not a curated record. NCBI's taxonomy places the organism in Eukaryota, Metazoa, Chordata, Aves, Tinamiformes, Tinamidae.
AUGAGGAUCCGUCUCUGCGCCUCUGCCCCGGCGUCGAGCCACGCGGGGCUUCACGGGCGCUUCUCCCUCCCGUCCCGCUGCUGUGCGCGGGGGCCGGCAGGCAGCAAUCCCGGGGCAGCAGCCAGGGCGCCUCCAGGAACGACCCUGAACGAGGGGCCUCGAGAAGGCCCCGGCGCCGCCCGCCCGCGGCGCUGCCCGCGGCGCGGACUCACCACGGAGGAGGAGGAGGAGGCGGCCGAGGCGAUCCAGGGGUUAUAUGGGGUUUUUGUUUGUUCUCCUAAACAGCCUAUUACUAGUUCUCCUCCCAAAUGGAUGGCUGAAUUAGAAAAUGAUGAUAUUGAUAUGUUAAAAGAGCUGGGGAGCCUCACUACUGCUAACCUCAUGGAGAAGGUUCGAGGUCUGCAGAACCUGGCUUAUCAGCUGGGCCUGGAUGAAUCUAGAGAAAUGACUCGAGGGAAAUUCCUCAACAUCCUAGAAAAACCCAAGAAGUAGCUGCUGCUCUGGAAUUCGGACAAAAAUAUCCCAGCUGAGUCGUUUUGUGCUGUGGAUCCAGAUGAACCCAGAACUUCUAAGGAGAAGAACAAAUCUCUUGCUUUAGAUCUUCAGAAGCAAAUGUCUCUAUUGCUUCCACAGCUUGUCUCAUACCUGGGGAGAAACAUUCCAAAUGCAGAUCACAAGGAUUGCUACAAAUUCCAUUGAAAUUCAGCCUUUAUCUGACUGUAAGAUAUCCAACAGGAAGACUCAGCCCUGAUGUCCUGUGACGAAGUUACCUGCCAU